Molecule: messenger RNA, 840 nt
Organism: Saccostrea cuccullata (small rock oyster)
Lineage: Eukaryota; Metazoa; Mollusca; Bivalvia; Ostreida; Ostreidae
Exons: 8
Coding region: 1-840 (279 amino acids)
Molecular function (GO): zinc ion binding
Source: RefSeq, a predicted model, not a curated record
AUGGCAGGUGUCAAAGAGGGUGGUGUGAGUGUCAAUGUGGAACCUUUAGUUCAGCAUGAUGGUGUGUCAUCCACAAUUGAUGCCAAAGUAUUGAAAUCCGUUGAUGAAUUGAAAAUCAAAAUUGAACAGCUAAAGAAGUGUGCAACAGCACCUGACAACAGAACCACUUGGGAAAAAAGAAAACAGAGAGAAAUGGAGAACUGGGCAAAUUUAAGACAGUGUUUGUUUGAGGCAGAGGUCAAAACCAAAUUUUCAAAUCCUCUGAAUGAAUGCUCAAAAUGCCAAAAUCAGACUGUAUGCUUAAUAAGGUGUCAACAGUGUGCUGCCACAUUAUGCAACACAUGUGAUGAGAGUAUGCACACAGUCAACGCCUUACAUGACAGACAGGUGAAAAUUAGGUUUCAUUGGGCAGACAUAGCACCACUACAGAGUGCUGAUAUUGAUGAUGAGGGUGAAGUUAUCCUAUCUGUAGCAGAGAGGUAUCCUCCAGUAUUUACUCGGUGUGACUGUGGGUCAGCUCAUUUUGAUUUUACCAAAAGAUGUAAAGUUGUUGUGAUAACAGAGAAAGGUAGAUAUGAUGUUCUUUUGCCUAAUAUUGAAUGCAUGGAUUGUGCGAAAGAUAUCUCUCCUAAACUUGAAGACUUAAUCAAAAGAGGCUUGUGGCCUGGGAGUCCAAGAAUUCAUGAUGGAAUGUAUCUCUUCAGUGAGGACCUGUUGUGCCUUUUUGAUUAUUUAAAGUUAGAGAAAGCUGGAAUGUCAGUGAAAGCUUUUAUUUCUGCCUUGCAGUUUUUGUCUGCCAGUCAUGGAAGGAGUUCCAGUGAACGAUUUAUGAUCGACUGA